CCACAUAAUUGGUUUUGUUAAUCAAACCAAGGAAGCCUCUCGUGUAAAGUCAGAUGGCGUAAAUAAUUGACCUGAAAAGUGAUAUUAAUUCAUAACAUGAAUUGCAGAAGAAUGAGGUCUGUGUGAAGGAAGCUUCACAAUAAGUUCUUGCUACACAGGCUUCUGGAGUUCUUCUAACAGUUCCUCUGCACAGUGACCCUAGGGUGUUAAUAAACUCCACCGGCCCCCAAGACGCUCUUGAUAUAAAAGAAACCUCCCUCUAUAAAGGAAGACCAAAACCUGGGUCCCUUGAUCAGCCUCCUUGAACCUGAACUCAUCAGUAAGAUAUACAUCACAAAUAAAUUAGAUAAUAUAGUUCAUGAUCUGCUUAUCUUUAGUUAAAAGUCCAACUAACUAUGACAUGACCAUAUUGAUUUAGUAUCUGUUUGAAUUCCUUCUCGAGUUCAUUAAAAGAUGUAGAUCUAGUCAAGAAGCUAAUCCCAUAUCAUUAAACUUCAUCAAGCUCCCCAGCCAAUCAAACAAAAACAAAAUCAAGAUUCAAACUAGGAUUUGGCAUGAAAUCACAGACAAAGCAGCCAACAGACUGUUCUUUUGAACAAAUUAAUGGGCAAUUACCCAUGCCACUUUACUUGAAAUAAUUUCUGGCAAUAAAUUACUCAUUGGCCAUGGUGCAAUUUAGUAAUCAACUAGUUUUCCUUUUCCAAAUAAAAUAUGGCAAACAACCACACAUACGUGUAUAAAUUAAAUAUACACUACACGUCCAAUUGAAUAUUGGCAAAAAAUAUCUUUUCAGAUCUUCUAAUCUGUAUUUUGUGUAAUUAAUGGACAUCAGCUCCUCCAAACGAGACAGCCUCAGUGGAACCACGUUAUUAGCAUCUUGAUUGCACCACCAAGUGAUGCGACAAUUCUUAGUAGUUAGGGAAGAGGCAACCUGUAAUUGAACCCCAUAUGAAGGCAAAGCCACAUAAUUUAUUCAUUUAGAUGACUAAUUAUUAGAGCCUUUGUUUGCCAAAUGCAUAGCAAUUUACCAAAUUCCAAGGGAUACCCACAUGACCACAUUUUCGCUUCUUGAUACCUCUUUGUUUAUAUAAAUGACCUUUCUUUGUACCUAUUGUUCAUCCCAGCAUUCAGCUUUUCUCACAACAUAGAAACACUAAAAACAUGGCUACUACUUCUUGCCAUAUUAGGUCAAUCAGUUUACCCACUAGACCACACAAUCAGAGAGUGGAAGAGAUUCUCAACAAGCUCAAGGUGCUGGAAGUAUCUACUGCAUCAACAGCAGAGACUAUUUGCAGUCGUCUACUUGUUUUGGAAGACCUACACAAAUGUGUUGAUGAUCAUCUUAACUUGACUCACCUCUCCCAACAUGGGAAAUGGUUUGAAGAUUUAUCGGAACAAUCCAUGAGAAUUCUUGAUGUUUGUGGCACGAUAAGGGAAUUAGUGUCACAAUGUAAGGAACAUGUAAGAGAUGUAGCAUCAUCUGUCAGAAGGAGAAAGCAAGAUAACAUAGUCAGAUUCGCCUCCUUCAGAAAAAAGAUGAAGAAGGACGCUAAAAGAUUAGUCUUGUCCUUAAAGCAAAUGAAUGAGGAGACUGAAGGAUCACUGUUCCUAGAUGCAGCGCCGGAAAUAGCAUUUUUUAUUAGAGCAAUGAGAAAAGUCAGUGCAUCAUGCAUUCCAAUUUUCCAAAUGCUCUUGUCUUUCAUGUAUGUGCCACUCUUGAAGACUAAGUCAUCUAAAUGGUCACUGGUUUCAAGAUUGGUGUAUAAGGGAAGAGUAUCCUGUGAAGUCCAAGAACCAAACAUGAACAUGGAAGCUUUUGAGUCUCAACUUCAUAGUAUUGAGAAAGGAUUGGAAAGAGUAUAUAGAUGCCUGAUUAGAUCAAGGAGCUCCCUACUAAAUACAGUUUCCUUCUAAACAGUAUAGUUGACCAAAUU
Messenger RNA from Solanum pennellii, 1934 nucleotides. RefSeq lists its product as uncharacterized. The record is from RefSeq and is a predicted model, not a curated record. The transcript has a single exon. NCBI's taxonomy places the organism in Eukaryota, Viridiplantae, Streptophyta, Magnoliopsida, Solanales, Solanaceae. Bases 1162 to 1914 code for a protein of 250 amino acids. Gene Ontology annotation, biological process: shoot system development; root development.